AUGGAGCUUGACCCAGAAACAUGGAUCAGCAUUGCUGCUAUCUGUGCUUCGGUUCUCGUGGCUAUCAAGUGGUGGGAUCCCAUAGCAGUUUAUCUUGGAUACUCCUUCGGCGUUCACCACCAUGUGGAGGAUCUUGGAAGAAAGGUGGAGAUGCUGGGCGUGAUGCAAAUCAACCUCCGCUGCCAGGAUCCCUUCCCAUCUUCCGCAGAGCGCAUCAGAUGGCUCCAGAGCAUGGAUGAUUUGCAAAACAAAGAGGGAGAGAUCAAGAUUAGGCUUCACAAGUACAACCUAUCUUAUUUUAAGAGGUGCUACAUCGGUAGGGAAGCCUAUAGGGAGCUCAACAAAGCCAAUGAACUCAUCAGCCAAGGCGACAAAUUAAUGCCAGAGGUAAAGGCAAGCCCACGUCCUGUCCGCCAUGUCCAGCCACAAGAGCUGCAAGCUCCAUUGCCGGGGAUGGAGGGCUCGUAUAAGAAGGUGCUCGAUUUCAUUAAGGACAAUAAUGCAGAGUCUGCAUUGCUUGGGGUUUGGGGCAUGGGAGGCGUGGGCAAGACAACCCUUAUCAAUCUGGUAAGUGAUUCUCGUUCAAAGUAUCAUGAUGAUUUCGCCGAAGUACUGUUUGUUCAAGCUGGCAAGGGAUGCUCUACAAUUGCUGAUUUGCAAAAGGCUAUCGCCAUUAGUAUAGCAUUACCUCAGAUAGGAAACCAAAUUUCCCAAGCAAAUAUCAUUCUUAACCACGUCAAGGAUAAGAGUUUCUUAUUGUUGGUGGAUGAUCUAUGGGAGGAUCUUAAUCUGGACGAACUAGGCAUCCCCUCGCUUGAUGUAGUACAGCCACACCGGCGUAAAGUUGUGUUCACAACUAGAAGCAUGUGCGUGUGUAGCAAGAUGGGAUGCUGCUGCCCUGAGGAUACCAUCCAAAUGAAGUGCUUGAGUAAACAAGACGCAUGGAAUCUCUUUGCUCAGAAGGUGGGAAGUGAAAUCUUUGAUGAUAAGAAAAUUCAUAAUCUUGCGAAAGAGAUAGUUGAGGAGUGCAACGGCUUACCAAUGGCUUUAUGCACACUCGGUAAAUUUAUGUCGCCCAAGAAAGAUCACAGGGAAUGGAGAACCGCCAGAGAUCUGCUGGGGAAUUCAAAACUCCAUGAAAUCACUGAUACACAUGAAGAUUUAUUCAAACAUCUACAAGAAAGUUAUAAUAAUCUGACAGCUGUUAUGAAGAAGCGUUUUUUGUUAUGUUCUUUAUGGCCUGAAAAUAAGAACAUACCAAUGAAGAUACUUAUAAGGUGGUGGAUAGGACUUGGUUUGUUAAAUGCUCCUGAUCCCAGUGAUGUGGGCUAUACCCUCAUUAAUGACUUAGUGUGUGCAUCCAUGUUGGAAAAAGGUGACACUAGCAUUGACUCCACAGAAAAUUCACAUGUCAAGAUGCACACCAUGAUGCGACUGAUGGCUAUCUGGAUUGCGAAUGAACAUGGAUACAUGACCAAGUGGUUACAAAAUUCCCCAUAUAGAGCACCCUUGGCUGAAGAGAUGUGGCACAAAAAUAUAACCUUUUUAAACUUGGAGGGGACGGAAAUAAUCGGAUUGCCUUUUGAGGUAUGCUCAUUGACCGAACUGCAACAUCUCAAUCUUUCUGCAACAGCAAUUGUUCUCUUGCCUCUAGUACUGAGAAAGCUUUCAAAACUCAAGUACUUGUACAUCAGAAAUAACAUGGUUCUUCAAACAAUACCAGAAGGGCUUAUCUUGGGACUCAAAAGUCUUCGAGGGCUGGACCUUUUCCAUACUGGUGCUAGUUUCCCUAACGUCCUGCAAGAAUUUGCGAGCUCCACCAUAGAUCUGGAUAUGCUCGGCUAUACUGUGCAAACAAUAGCAGAGAUAACACAACUGGGACAACUGAAAAGGGUGUGCACACAGGCACUCUGCAUGGACCAUUUUGAAGAUGAGAAACAUCCGGAUAUUAUUAACUUGCAAAUUUUAUCCAAACUACAAGAGCUGCGAGAAUUAGCCAUUGUAGAGAGCUCUCACAGUCAGAAGUUAUUAGUAGCUGAAGGUGGCCCUAAUUAUGAUCAAUGGCUACUCCCUUACAUGGAAAUCUUUGAACUGAACAAUCUUCUAGGGCUAGAGAAAGUGACGUGGAAAAAUGCAGGGAUGGACAUCAAAGUGGUUAGUAUCUAUAAAUGUGAUAAAUUAAAAGAUGUGACAUGGGUUCAUCACCUUGAACACCUUGAGCAGCUCAUAGUUGCACACUACAAGGAAAUGGAAAUAUUGAUUGAAACUGGAGAAUCGCCACAAGGUGUCAGCAUGAAGCAAACGACGUCAAAAAGUUUUCCUCGGCUGAUAAAGCUUAAAUUGGAAGAGCUGCCAAAGCUAUCCGUGAUAUGCAAGCAAGAAUGUGAAUUUGAAGAGUUGUCCUAUAUUUGUGUAACUCGGUGCGAUGAAAUGAAGGAUAUCCAAAAUCAAAAGUACAAGCAGAGUAUGAUCAAGAUAGAUUGCAGCGAAGAUUGGUGGAAUCGGAAUAGCUCAGGGAGAUUUAUUCCCUACUUCAAUCCAACAUUUUCCUCCUAG
Molecule: messenger RNA, 2556 nt
Organism: Triticum aestivum (bread wheat)
Lineage: Eukaryota; Viridiplantae; Streptophyta; Magnoliopsida; Poales; Poaceae
Product: disease resistance protein RPS2-like
Exons: 3
Coding region: 1-2556 (851 amino acids)
Molecular function (GO): ADP binding
Source: RefSeq, a predicted model, not a curated record